CAAUUGGUUGAUUGAUUUUUAUUGUUCGGAUAUCAAUAAGUUGAAACAAAGGAAAAGUGAUUGAAAAGGGCAUCCCUUUUCCUGAAAUUCCACCCACAUCUUUGAUUUUCGUCUACUUCUCAAAGUUUUAUUAGAAGACAAAAGAUAUGGCCGCUUGUACAGCACAGCUAGCCUAGACUCCACCUGCUGCUUCUUAUUGAUUGUGAAAAUACUUGCACACAGAAUUGGCGGUGAUUGUGUGAGCACUAGAUCAAUCAAUCCAUCCGUAAUGGCAACAAGUUGUUGUUCCAAUUUGUUGUUAUCAGUUCUGGCAGUCUCGGAUUGUGUGGUUUCUUUUGCUAACCCUACUUCUACUACUAGUUGUAAUUUCUCGUCUCUCUCUUCUUCGCACUCUUGGACAAGUUGCGCUAAGCAAACCACCACUCUCCUGCCAAUCUUGUCUUCAAGGAGAAAGUUGCUUCGUCGACAUGCCAAAGGAGAUGGAGGAGAAGCCAGUAGUUUGAGUAGUGAAAGUGAGCAUGAGGUUAAGAUGUUUGGUUCUGAUGAUGAAGUCACAACACAGAUCCCAACACAAGCCCAAUCUCUUGUAGGAGGGUCAGGCGAAAGUGCAGUUUUGGUUUCGGAAUAUAAGCCAUCACCUGAUAUGGACUAUCUACAGGAGUUACUAGCAAUUCAACAGCAAGGACCAAGAUCUAUUGGAUUUUUUGGGACACGAAAUAUGGGUUUCAUGCAUCAAGAACUUAUUGAGAUCCUAAGCUAUGCAAUGGUUAUAACUAAAAACCACAUAUUUACUUCAGGGGCUUCAGGGACUAAUGCAGCUGUUAUAAGAGGUGCUCUAAGAGCAGAAAAACCUGAGUUGCUAACUGUAAUAUUACCUCAAAGUCUGAAAAUGCAACCACCAGAAAGCCAGGAAUUACUGUCUAAAGUAAAGAAUGUCAUAGAGAAGCCUUACAAUGACCAUCUCCCUUUGAUUGAAGCCAGCAGGUUGUGUAACAUGGAUAUCAUAUCUCAUGUGCAGCAAGUCAUAUGUUUCGCAUUCCAUGAUAGUAGGCUGCUUAUGGAAACUUGUCAAGAAGCGAAAAACCUUAGGAAGAUUGUUACUCUUUUCUACUUGGACUGAUCAAGUAAAAAUUGGCCAACAUUAAAAUUAUUCUCGAUGGGAGUUACUUUUCGUUUGUAAAUUCAGGGGGAUAUAAGAAAGUGAUGAUUUUGACCAAUUGCAGCUUAUUGAUUGAAGAAUGGAGUAAAGACUUCCUUGUAUGGGCCAUGAAUCUUUGUUGGGCGAUAGAAUAUCCAAGAUAUGUGUUAGUUAGGCAAAUUGAUUUUACAAUCAACAUCAAGAAUUAGAGACCGUUUUAGAACAUUUUCUAAUGAUUUGAACCCAAUGUAGCCUCAGUUACAUUUCAUCACUUCCAUUGAAUUGUAGUUUAUUUGUAAUGGCAUUUUUUUGUAA
Molecule: messenger RNA, 1453 nt
Organism: Daucus carota subsp. sativus
Lineage: Eukaryota; Viridiplantae; Streptophyta; Magnoliopsida; Apiales; Apiaceae
Exons: 6
Coding region: 269-1120 (283 amino acids)
Molecular function (GO): S-adenosylmethionine-dependent methyltransferase activity
Source: RefSeq, a predicted model, not a curated record